AUGGCCUCGACCUUCACCCUGGCCUCGACCAUCACCCUGGCCUCGACCAUUACCCUGGCCUCGACCUUCACCCUGGCCUCGACCAUCACCCUGGCCUCGACCUUCACCCUGGCCUCGACCAUCACCCUGGCCUCGACCAUCACCCUGGCCUCGACUUUCACCCUGGCCUCGACCUUCACCCUGGCCUCGACCUUCACCCUAGCCUCGAUCUUUAUCCUAGCCUCGACCAUCACCCUGGCCUCGACCAUUACCCUGGCCUCGACCUUCACCCUGGCCUCGACCUUCACCCUAGCCUCGACCUUCACCCUAGCCUCGACCAUCACCCUGGCCUCGACCUUCACCCUGGCCUCGACCAUCACCCUGGCCUCGACCUUCACCCUAGCCUCGACCUUCACCCUGGCCUCGACCAUCACCCUGGCCUCGACCAUCACCCUAGCCUCGACCUUCACCCUAGCCUCGACCAUCACCCUGGCCUCGACCUUCACCCUGGCCUCGACCAUCACCCUGGCCUCGACCAUCACCCUGGCCUCGACCUUCACCCUGGCCUCGACCUUCACCCUGGCCUCGACCUUCACCCUAGCCUUGACCAUCACCCUGGCCUCGACCUUCACCCUGGCCUCGACCUUCACCCUGGCCUCGACCUUCACCCUGGCCUCGACCUUCACCCUAGCCUCGAUCUUUAUCCUAGCCUCGACCAUCACCCUGGCCUCGACCAUUACCCUGGCCUCGACCAUUACCCUGGCCUCGACCUUCACCCUGGCCUCGACCUUCACCCUAGCCUCGACCUUCACCCUAGCCUCGACCUUCACCCUCCUCGACCUUCACCCUGGCCUUGACCUUACCCUGCCCUCGACCAUCACCCUGGCCUCGACCAUCACCCUGGCCUCGACCUUCACCCUGGCCUCGACCUUCACCCUGGCCUCGACCAUCACCCUGGCCUCGACCAUCACCCUGGCCUCGACCUUCACCCUGGCCUCGACCUUCACCCUGGCCUCGACCUUCACCCUAGCCUCGAUCUUUAUCCUAGCCUCGACCAUCACCCUGGCCUCGACCAUUACCCUGGCCUCGACCUUCACCCUGGCCUCGACCUUCACCCUAGCCUCGACCUUUACCCUAGCCUCGACCAUCACCCUGGCCUCGACCUUCACCCUGGCCUCGACCAUCACCCUGGCCUCGACCUUCACCCUAGCCUCGACCUUCACCCUGGCCUCGACCAUCACCCUGGCCUCGACCAUCACCCUAGCCUCGACCUUCACCCUAGCCUCGACCAUCACCCUGGCCUCGACCUUCACCCUGGCCUCGACCAUCACCCUGGCCUCGAUCAUCACCCUGGCCUUGACCUUCACCCUGGCCUCGACCUUCACCCUGGCCUCGACCUUCACCCUAGCCUUGACCAUCACCCUGGCCUCGACCUUCACCCUGGCCUCGACCUUCACCCUGGCCUCGACCUUCACCCUGGCCUCGACCUUCACCCUAGCCUCGAACUUUAUCCUAGCCUCGACCAUCACCCUGGCCUCGACCAUUACCCUGGCCUCGACCAUUACCCUGGCCUCGACCUUCACCCUGGCCUCGACCUUCACCCUAGCCUCGACCUUCACCCUAGCCUCGACCUUCACCCUGUCCUCGACCAUCACCCUGGCCUCGACCAUCACCCUGGCCUCGACCUUCACCCUGCCCUCGACCUUUACCCUAGCCUCGACCUUCACCCUGGCCUUGACCUUCACCCUGCCCUCGACCAUCACCCUGGCCUCGACCUUCACCCUAGCCUCGACCUUCACCCUGGCCUUGACCUUCACCCUGCCCUCGACCAUCACCCUGGCCUCGACCUUCACCCUAGCCUCGACCUUCACCCUGGCCUUGACCUUCACCCUGGCCUCGACCUUCACCCUGGCCUCGACCUUCACCCUGGCCUCGACCUUCACCCUGGCCUCGACCAUCACCCUGCCCUCGACCAUCACCCUGGCCUCGACCAUCACCCUGCCCUCGACCAUCAUCCUGGCCUCGACCUUCACCCUAGCCUCGACCUUCACCCUGCCCUCGACCAUCACCCUGGCCUCGACCAUCACCCUAGCCUCGACCAUCACCCUAGCCUCGACCUUCACCCUGGCCUUGACCUUCACCCUGGCCUCGACCUUCACCCUAGCCUCGACCUUCACCCUGGCCUUGACCUUACCCUGCCCUCGACCAUCACCCUGGCCUCGACCAUCACCCUAG
Molecule: messenger RNA, 2214 nt
Organism: Procambarus clarkii (red swamp crayfish)
Lineage: Eukaryota; Metazoa; Arthropoda; Malacostraca; Decapoda; Cambaridae
Source: RefSeq, a predicted model, not a curated record